Messenger RNA from Hyposmocoma kahamanoa, 532 nucleotides. Its product is annotated as formin-like protein. Lineage: Eukaryota; Metazoa; Arthropoda; Insecta; Lepidoptera; Cosmopterigidae. Gene Ontology annotation, molecular function: actin filament binding. Gene Ontology annotation, biological process: cell migration; cortical actin cytoskeleton organization; regulation of cell shape. Bases 149 to 532 code for a protein of 127 amino acids. The transcript has 3 exons. Gene Ontology annotation, cellular component: cytosol. The record is from RefSeq and is a predicted model, not a curated record.
CUGUAUUGAGCGACUCGCCGCGAGUUCUCUGUAAUGUGACCUGUUGAUUAAAAAUAAUCACCGCAUUUUGUGCUAUUACCUGUGAUAAACAUGACUUGAUGUUGUCGGAAAAUGUGCUGAGUGGUGCUAGUUAAGUGUUCGGUGCAAAAUGGGUUUGAUAACUUCUCGUGAUCAAGCUAUGUUGGAGGGGCCGGUUGCGCCGACCAAGAGCAGUCAUGUACGCCAGCCAAGCACCAGAAGCCGGGCAAAGCCCCCGAUGCCCGAUCGGGACGAGCUGGAGAGCCGAUUCAUCAAAGUUCUGGCGUCCAUGGACCUUCCACCGGACAAGGCGAAGCUGCUCCGCAACUAUGACCUGGAAAAGAAGUGGGAGAUCAUCUGCGACCAGGACAUGGUUCAGGCCAAGGACUCCCCCGCUCACUACCUCAAUAAACUGCGGACGUACCUUGAUCCUAAAGCUUCCAGGAGUCAUAGGUUGACCAGUAAAGCGCUAUGCACUCUUAAGGAUACGUCAGCCAUCCUUGACGUCAUAUAG